Messenger RNA from Diorhabda sublineata, 3743 nucleotides. Its product is annotated as UPF0587 protein CG4646. Bases 125 to 610 code for a protein of 161 amino acids. The record is from RefSeq and is a predicted model, not a curated record. The transcript is spliced from 2 exons. Gene Ontology annotation, molecular function: zinc ion binding. Lineage: Eukaryota; Metazoa; Arthropoda; Insecta; Coleoptera; Chrysomelidae.
UCAGCUGAUAGGUGAACUACCUGACGUCAAAUCAUAGUAUCGGAAAAACUAUGAUCUGUCAGUUGUCACCAAGCGAAUAACUUGUUUUUAACUGUUUAUUUUCUUCAAAGAAUAUUGAAGACAUAUGGGAAAAAUCAAUUUACAAAUUAAAGCUACCCUCGAGGGUAUUGAAGAGUUGUUUACCAAUCAUCCAGAUUAUAACUUUCUAGUAAAGAUAAAAUGUACUAGCUGUGGUGAAGAAUCUAAUAAGUGGCAUGACAUUUCUGAAAAUACUAAGUAUCCUGGAAAAACUGGAAAAUCGGAAAAUAAUUUUAUAGCAAAAUGUCGACUAUGUGGACGAGAAAAUUCUCUCGAUAUUGUUCCUGGUAGUAAUGGUAAAUACACAAAUGAAGAUGUGGGCAAAUUCAAAACUCUUGUAACCUUUGAAUGCAGAGGAAUAGAACCAUUUGAAUUUACACCAGGUGAAGGUUGGCUAGCUAAAGCUGAAGAAAGUGGAAAAGUGUUUGAUAAUAUUAAUUUGACUGAAAAGGAAUGGGUAGAAUAUGAUGAAAAAAGUAUGCAAUCUAUUGGGAUAUAUGAGUUUGAAUCUAAAUUCGUUCCAGCUAAAUAAGUGUUCAAUUUAUCUUAUGGCAAAUUUCAAUAUGUUAAUUUAAAUAAAAUUUCCUUACUGUGUUUAUAUUCAAUUAAAAUGGUAACCAACUUUUAGUAUAACAAAUAGUAUCAUGAAUUAUAGCUUUAAUAAAUAUUACUCAAUAUUUGGUUUGGUUACUAAGUUUUUUGUCAAUAAACUAGGUACAAUUAUGUCAUGUUCUAUUCUUCUUGACAACUAUAUCUAAGGAUGAAAACAAUGGUGACAUGUGGUAAAAAAUUUUAGGCACUUUGCAAUGUUUCCAAUAUGCAAGUUCAACAACAAAAUAAACUUUUGCGAAAAAUGUUAAUAGAGGAGACAUAUAAUGACAUUAUAACAGGCUACAUAAUUUUACUACCAAGUGAAUAAAUUAUAUUUAAAGACUCAUUUUUAAACAUAUUGUGAUGUAAGUAUUUUUUAUAAUGUCCAUACAAAUUUAUCAAGUUUACGUUUAAAAGCUGACGCAAUUCAUUCAGUUGAAUUCGAAGCCCCAAUAUUUUUUCAAAUUUUAUUCAACUAUUGCAAAGGACACUUAAUAAGGAACCUAUAGACAGAAAAUUAUUCAAGUUUCAUCAUUCCAUAAUUCACACAUCUGUGUACACAAUGUCACAUCUUUGAUCUUUGCAUAUAUAUAAUAAUUAUACCUGUUACAAGAAACACAUUUUAUUUCUUUGUUUUGUUCACCACAGACAAUUUUUUUGAUAUAUCAUCCUUACUCGAAUGAAUGAUGUACUUCAAGUAUUAGAGCUAGUCAUUCAGGCUAAAAUCCAUAUUUACAAUAAUAUUUAUAUAUACACUCAACAAUUCUAGACAUAUUUAUGAAGGGGAUAAUUAAAAUGUAUUACUUCUAAAUUUUAAGAUAUAAAAAUUUGAAAACAUUGUGGGGCUUUGAAUUUAUAAAGAACAUCACAAUUUUUUGUCAAUAGAUUACUUAUCAAGUGUCCUUUGAAAUAGUUAAAAAAAAAUUGGAAAAAUUUUGGGUCAUCUUCAAUUUUUUGUGGUAAAAUUAUGUAGCCUAUAAUAAUGUCUCCUCUAUUGACAUUUUUUUGCAAAAGUUUAGUAUAUUUUGUAUUAUUGGUAGAAAUCCGUGGAUAACUUCACGCAGGUCAUUACAGAACACCUAAAAUGUUUUACCGUAUUUAGGUUUGUCAAAUUUUCAUUGAUUUUAUUGCAACAUAUGGCAUAGAAAAAGGAGAAUUAUUAAUUUCUUCAAUUAUUUGUUCAUAACAUCAACGGGCACGUUCAGUAUUUCUUUGGAAGUUUAUUGGAAUAUAGAAGAAUUUUUUAGAUACUUACAGAAUUCCAUCUAACUGAGCUAAUAAAUUUUUAAGUUCAAGAAAUAUGCCAUGAUUAUCAAAGUAUCACUUUCAUUAAAUCUGUGGAGAGCCAAUUCAAAGCCCCACAAAAUUUAACAUAGUUUCUUACAUAUUCUCAUUAUGCCCAUUAUUAAAUUAGAAUCUGAUUGAGCCAUAACAUUGUUUUAUUCUAAUAACACUUGUUCCGUGCAAUUAUGAAGAUGGCUUUUGAAGUUUCUGUGUCUUUAUAUUUAAACUUAAGGGCUUUAGAUUGCUGACUCCUAUUUCUAUCCAAACUUAAUCGCCACUUGAAAGUAAACAGUUUAAAUAUUGGUAUAUUCACACACAGAUAUACCACCACUUCAUAGUGAUUCUUGAUUAGCCAGUGUAUGUUUAUCAAUUGAACUCAUCCUGCAUUAGUUCAAAUUGUGUUUUUGAAGGUGUGUUUACAUUUGAUUUAUAAAUGAGAUGAUUAACAUUUGGGUUUGAAACUGAACAUAGUGGGGAUUUUUGGUGAGUUCUUUAUUACGUUCGACGGCCUAUUACCCUAAUUUUUUCUCUACCGGGGGAGCUAGUCUAGUCUAAUGUAUUUCAAAUGUAUCUAUGUAACAAAAUCAACUUUGCUGAACGUCUUGACGUUUUAUUAAAUUAUCGGAAGUAAUAAAUUAACAAAACAGUCAAAGGAAUUUAUAAAAAUAAUUCAUUAUUAGACUACUUUAUAUAACACCCUGUAACAAUAAAAUCUAUACUAUAAUAAAACUGAAGAAUCGGCGUGUCUGUCCAUUGUUUUGUUUUUCAAAAAAAUAAUUGUAGGUGAUAAAGGAAGUGUAGCUGAACACAAAAAUACAAAUUGGUGUAAGAAUUUUCCACCUAUGUAACAUCGGGUUAAAUAUUAUUGUAAACUGCCAUCUACACAUUAUGUUACACUUUGGUCGCUUUCAGCGCUACUGCUACAUAUUGGUAACAGUAACGAUCCGCUAGAGUUGUACAACGUUUUCGUCCGCUGAUUAUGACCAUUAUGACGUUAUUGGGUUAAGAGAGACUGCACUCGACAUUUCGUCUCCAGUAUUUCGAUAGUAAUGAAAUUGAUGAAAAGCAGUGAUUCGUACCUCCAAACUAUUCAAAUUUUUUGCUCAAAUUCAAGGUUAUUACGGGCAAUCUUGAUUAAUCGUGGUUCACUCGGAGGGCUAUUAAGUACGUUAUCCUUUAUUUUUCACGAUUUGGAAAAUUAGUAAACUAGCUAAUCACUCUCCUACCUUUCUCCAUUUUAUAGCUCAAUUUCGAACCCAUAAUAAAGUUUUAUUUCUAUUUGUUAUUUUUUCAAUCCACUCUAUUAUGCCGUCCCUCUGCAUUUGACAUCGAGUUACGACAUCGGCAGAGGAAAUGCUCGAUCGUAUCUUCUUCUCCAUUACAUUCUUGAAAAUAUGAUUAAAUUGGAAAAUUAGUUAAAGGGAAAGUAGAUAGGAAUUGAUUACGAUGCUUCCGAGGUAAGAAAACUUUUUUUAUCACAAAAAUUAUAUUUUUACCUGACUAAUCUGUCAUCAAUUUUUUGCUCCAGUUAUUUAGAUUAUUUCUUACCACAUUGCACAUGCAAUACCCAAAACUAUAUAAUAUAUUAAUAUUUGUAAUAGUUGGUUGGAACUGCUAUCGAAGGAAUAAACUAAGGGAAUUGAAAUGAAACUUAUUUAAUUCUGAAAUCUAAUGGUUAUUGUGUAUAUCCAAAUUAUAUCCCCAUACAUUUUCACAAUAAAUACAGAAGAAGUGUAAUAAAGUUAUUCUUUAUUAUGUGUAAUUGAUUACAAAUAGAAAACUGAAAGUCU